AUGUCAAAGCGUCAAAAAAGGUGUGCAUUCUCUAUAGAGCGCAGCACCCAGAAACUCUUCCAUACCAUUGGCUACCGAAUCGGGAAAUCCAUCGGAAAAGGCACCUACAGUAAAGUUUGCAUCGCCAUCAAUAGCCUGGGUCAAAAAUUGGCGUGUAAAAUUAUAAAUAAGCGCUACGCGGGAGAAGAUUUCAUACAGAAAUUUUUGCCUAGGGAGUUAAGGAUAAUAACCGCAAUCAAGCACCCGAAUAUAGUAACAGUGUACAAGAUUUUGGAAAUCAACGAUGUCAUCUAUAUGUUCAUGGAUUAUUGUAAAAAUGGUGAUCUUCUAGAGUAUAUAAGGCAACAUGGAUCUUUUUCCGAAGAUAAAGCCAGAACUAUAUUCAGGCAAAUUGUAAGUGCGGUGCAUUACCUACACAACUUAGACAUUUCUCAUCGUGAUCUGAAAUGUGAAAAUGUCUUUCUCACGGCGACUGAUCAAGUCAAGCUGGGAGAUUUUGGCUUCGCGAGGUUCUGCAAGAAUGAAUUCGGCAAUAAAAUAUUGUCGAACACUUUUUGCGGCUCGGCCGCAUACGCCGCUCCCGAAAUACUACAGGGCGUGUUCUACGAUCCCAAAAUGUACGACAUUUGGGCGCUGGGAUGUAUCCUGUACGUGAUGAUGAGCGCUUCGAUGCCUUUCGACGAUUCCAAUAUCAAAAGGAUGGUCAAGGAUCAAAUGAGCCGUUCCAUAUUUGCCGUCACUCUUUUAUGGUCUGAUCACUCCAUAGAUUUGAAGAAACUCAUCAACUCCCUUUUGGAACCGGAUAUGUUAAAACGGGCGACAAUAACUCAAGUGGCGAAGAGCGGAUGGUUGGAAGAGGGUAGUUUCAAGAAAAUUAAACGGCUGCUAUCGAUAUCGGAAAGUUCGUUGUUUUGAAUAUAAUUAGUUGGAUACAGUCAUGUAUGCAGUUGGUCAUAGACAAAUAAGUUAUAAAAUAU
Molecule: messenger RNA, 977 nt
Organism: Anoplophora glabripennis (Asian longhorned beetle)
Lineage: Eukaryota; Metazoa; Arthropoda; Insecta; Coleoptera; Cerambycidae
Product: testis-specific serine/threonine-protein kinase 3-like
Exons: 6
Coding region: 1-915 (304 amino acids)
Biological process (GO): protein phosphorylation; microtubule cytoskeleton organization; intracellular signal transduction
Cellular component (GO): cytoplasm
Molecular function (GO): protein serine/threonine kinase activity; tau-protein kinase activity; ATP binding
Source: RefSeq, a predicted model, not a curated record